Messenger RNA from Cooperia oncophora, 507 nucleotides. The record is from the annotation of a GenBank genome assembly. Lineage: Eukaryota; Metazoa; Nematoda; Chromadorea; Rhabditida; Trichostrongylidae.
AUGAAAGAGCACUACAAAAAGAAGCCUGCUACUGAAAGCCUUAUCAAUUACACACCAUACGAGUACGGCAGCAUCAUGCACUACGCUGCAAGAUAUUAUGAUUGCGACGUUUUCGAAAUAACGCCCAGUGAUCCAAGUUAUUUACGGACAAUGGGCUCGCCCAUUCUUUCUUUUUACGACAUUGUGAUGGUUAACAGGCACUACAACUGCGAUGGCUGUAAACAUUCCAAUUUACAGCUCAAUGUGAAUACUCCAACAAGGUUAUGUGCGCAAAUGGAGGAGUUCCAAAUCCCAGAGAAUGCGAUGUAUGCAUUUGCCCAUACGGCUACGGCGGCAAGGCUUUGUGACGAACUGCCAGAAGGAUGUGGUGAAAUUCUUGAAGCAUCUCUCGACUGGAAGUCGAAGACCUUCACCUUUGACGAUUUUGAUGUGGGCCGAGACCGAGAGCACAUCUUCUGCAAUUACUGGAUAGAGGUAAGCCACAUUUCAAGUCUUCAGCGUGCUUAG